Helianthus annuus (common sunflower) is the source of this 789-nucleotide messenger RNA. RefSeq lists its product as uncharacterized. The record is from RefSeq and is a predicted model, not a curated record. NCBI's taxonomy places the organism in Eukaryota, Viridiplantae, Streptophyta, Magnoliopsida, Asterales, Asteraceae. The transcript is spliced from 3 exons. The coding region runs from base 1 to 789 and encodes 262 amino acids.
AUGAUGAUGCGGGGUGCUUAUAAUUUCCCACCCGUUCAACCUCAACCGAUCCCCACACCACCCGUUCAACCUCAACCGAUCCCGACGCAACCAUUUCAACAAUCCGAACCCGAAGACGAUGUGGAGGUUGUUCCCGAAACCCAACCGCCUAAAGGAAAAGAAAAACGAAACAAAGGUAAUAACCAAUCGGGUGAGGGGUUUUGGUCCAAGGUAUUGGCGAAGUUCCUCGUCCUUAUGGACCAAGGCCCGUAUCGAGAUAUCGACUCGGUCUCCUCAAAGUGGCGGAAAAUGAACUCGUCCAUCAAUAGGUUUUGCGAGGAAUAUAAUAAAUUAUAUAUAAGUGACCGUCGUAGCGGGUGGAGCGACGACUAUGUGUUCAAAAAAGCGUUGGACAAGUAUAAGCAAAACAAUGAGGAGUACGCCGUACAUGAACCGGAGCGUCCACCGGGCCGAGACAAAUCAAAGAAGGAGCGGGCCAAGGGGAAAGAAAAGGAAAAGAUGGACCCGAACAUGGUUGAGUUUAUGGAACACUUAAAAAUGUACAACGACGUCUCGGCCCAAAAGACGAAAGCGAAGGAGCGGGCCGUCGAAGAAAAAAGUCGUGUAGCAGAAGAAAAGUUACGCGAGAAGGUCCGAUUGUCGAAUGAGAAAAUCCGAUUUUCUGAUGAAAAAAAUCGGCUCAAGGAAUGGGAAAUAAUAUCGAUGAAUGUCGAGGACGAACCCGAGCCGAAACGUUCGAUGUUGAAAAAACUACAACACAGACAUCAUGAAAAACAUCAAAUUAUUUAA